Diatraea saccharalis (sugarcane borer) is the source of this 1652-nucleotide messenger RNA. Lineage: Eukaryota; Metazoa; Arthropoda; Insecta; Lepidoptera; Crambidae. The record is from the annotation of a GenBank genome assembly.
AAAUUCUGUCGGUUCGGAGAGUAAGCGUAACGUCAACUUGGUCAAGUGUAUCAGCUGUAAAUUUAUAACCUCUAAAAAUCUGUUUCAAAUGUGAAAAGUUAAUAGAAAGUUGGUUAUAUUUACUUUUUAAAAUGAACAAAUUAACGACUUAUACCAUAAAAGAGAUACACAAAGCUUAUACAGACAAACUGUUGACCCCUACCAGUUUUGUAGAUUUGUGUUUGAAAAAAGCUAAACAAACUAGUGAAUUAAACGCUUUCGUGACUAUUACGGCUACAGAAGCAGAAAAUCAUGGGAUUGAGAGUGAAAAAAGGCUAUAUGUUGAAAAAAAUAUAAAAUCUCUUGAAGGUAUUUCCAUAGGUAUUAAAGACAACUUUUGUACAAAGAAUAUAAACACUACCUGUGCUUCUAACAUGCUGAAAAAUUUUGUACCAACUUAUGAUGCUACCGUUUAUUCAAGAUUGAGACAAGCUGGUGCGUGUCUUAUUGGGAAAUGUAAUAUGGAUGAGUUUGCUAUGGGUUCUGGAACUAUAGAUUCUAUCUUUGGCCCCACAAAAAAUCCAUGGUGUUAUAAGAAAGAAGAUGGUGACUGGAGGAUAGCUGGAGGUAGUUCUGGUGGAAGUGCUGUUGCAGUUUCCACUGGGGCUUGCUUGGCUGCAUUGGGGUCUGACACAGGUGGUUCAACAAGAAAUCCAGCAGCACUAUGUGGAGUGGUCGGAUUUAAACCAACAUAUGGUCUUGUGUCAAGAUAUGGUCUCAUACCAUUAGUCAAUUCAAUGGAUGUCCCUGGUAUUCUAGCUAGAACUGUUGGAGAUGUAGUAACCGUUCUGAAUUGUUUAGCUGGUCCAGAUGAAAUGGAUUCAACUACAAUUAAAAGACAAUUCAACCCAGUCAUUAUGAAAGAGAUAAGUUUACCAAAAAUAAAAAUUGGAAUACCAAAAGAAUACCAUUGUGAAGGGAUGAGUAAAGAAGUGUUGGACACAUGGCAGUAUGUAGCUGAUUUAUUAGAAAAUGAGAAAGCAGUAAUAAAAUCUGUAUCUUUACCACACACUUCAAUAUCUAUUGCAGUUUACUCUGUUUUGAAUCAGUGUGAAGUUGCCAGUAAUAUGGCUAGAUAUGAUGGCUUGGAAUAUGGUCUGAGAACAGAAGAAGAUCAUUCUACAGAAGAGUUAUACGCAUCAUCUAGGUCUCAAGGUUUUAAUGAUGUUGUAAGAUGUAGAAUAUUUGCCGGCAACUACUUCUUAUUGUCAAGAAAUUAUGAGAAAUAUUUCAUAAAAGCUCUUAAGUUGAGACGUCUUAUUUCCGAUGACUUUAAAAAUGUUUUUGAAGGAGAGGACUCAGUUGAUUUGCUACUAACUCCGACUACUUUGAUUGAUGCACCUUUGUAUAAAGAUUUUGUAUCAAAACACAACAGAGAUCAGUGUGCAUUACAAGAUUAUUGCACCCAACCUGCCAACAUGGCAGGGAUACCAGCUGUAUCCAUACCAAUUAGACUCUCAAAAAAUGGUUUGCCUUUAUCAUUGCAGCUAAUGGGUCCUUAUCUGUCAGAAGACUUACUGCUAAAUGUGGCUAGAAAAAUUGAGGAGCUUGUAAACUUUCAACAACUACAUUCUGUAUAAUGAAAACAAAUAGACAAUAAAUAACUAAAAGGU